AUGAGUAACAUGAUGAUCAGUACCUCACCUUCAUCUUCUUCCUCGUUAUCAUCAUCAUCACCCACCACCACUAGUUCACAAUCAAGUCGUUACGAUUCAUCUUUGGGAUUAUUGACGAAAAAAUUCAUUUCACUUUUACGAUCUAGUCGACAUGGUGAUCUUGAUUUGAAUUCUGCAGCUGCCCAACUCAAAGUACAAAAACGAAGAAUAUAUGAUAUCACCAAUGUUCUUGAAGGGAUUCGUUUAAUAGAGAAGAAUUCUAAGAAUCAUGUUCGAUGGAUUGGAAAAUCAUCUUUUAAAAAGAUCAAUGGACCCAGUACCAUGGCAACAGCAGACAAGCGGGCGGAGCUAGAAACCCGGCUAGUGGCACUACGCAAGCAUAAUCUAGCCCUUGAAAAGGAGCAUGAUCAUCUGAUGCGCAUCAAACGCCAAACCGAGGAUCACGUUGACCAUGCAUUUAAAAAUCGUAACUGUUACAUGACCGUCAAAGAUAUUUUGAAUUAUAAUACUUCCAAUCAUACAAACGGAAGUACCCGAAAUGAUAUGUUAUUGGUGGUAAAUGCUCCUUUAGGAACGGAUGUUUCUUUUCAACAACAACAACAUCGGUAUCAAAGAUCAUCCUCCUCUCGAAGAUAUACCCCGUAUUCUACCGCUUACAAGAAUAAAUGUUAUAUUCAAGCUCCAUCCAAUUCAAAUCAAUCACUUCAAGUAAUAACAUUAUCACCACAUCGAUCAAAUUAA
Molecule: messenger RNA, 741 nt
Organism: Halteromyces radiatus
Lineage: Eukaryota; Fungi; Mucoromycota; Mucoromycetes; Mucorales; Cunninghamellaceae
Product: E2F/DP family winged-helix DNA-binding domain-containing protein
Exons: 3
Coding region: 1-741 (246 amino acids)
Biological process (GO): regulation of transcription by RNA polymerase II
Cellular component (GO): RNA polymerase II transcription regulator complex
Molecular function (GO): RNA polymerase II cis-regulatory region sequence-specific DNA binding; DNA-binding transcription factor activity, RNA polymerase II-specific
Source: RefSeq, a predicted model, not a curated record